Messenger RNA from Ixodes scapularis (black-legged tick), 1533 nucleotides. RefSeq lists its product as uncharacterized. The transcript has 2 exons. The record is from RefSeq and is a predicted model, not a curated record. Lineage: Eukaryota; Metazoa; Arthropoda; Arachnida; Ixodida; Ixodidae. The coding region runs from base 22 to 1533 and encodes 503 amino acids. Gene Ontology annotation, molecular function: nucleic acid binding.
UCCACAGAGAAGUCGGAGUACAUGGUGCUCAGACCAGUACGGAGAGGCAAAGCGACGCGUGAACAACCUUGCAGACUGAAGCUGACUCUACAAGGCACAGAAAUAAAUGAGGUCGACACCAUUCGCAUUUUGGGUAUGUUGUUCCAGGACAACGGUCAUAACAGCGAAAUGAUCCGCAAACUGGAUAGUGUCACACAUCAAACAUCCCGCCUCAUCAAGCGAAUAUCAAACAAGCAUCACGGAAUGAAGGAAAAUGAUUUAAUUCGGCUCGUACAAGCUUUUGUGCUUAGUCGCAUCAACUACGUCGCCCCAUACAUGAAACCCUACGCAGUGGAACGCAACAAAUUAAACACGAUCAUCCGAGGAGCGUACAAGACGGCCUUAGGGCUCCCUAUUGGCACAUCCACUGACAAACUACGAGCGCUCGGAGUUCAUAACACCGUGGAAGAACUCAUUGAAGGACACCUUCACUCUCAAUAUACUCGCCUCACCACCACGGCGACGGGCCGACAUAUUCUUGCCGCGCUAGGCAUUCAACACGAGGGAACGACGCAGCCCAAAAUGAACCUCCCAAGGGAAGUCCGGAAGCACCUUCUGGUCUCCCCACUGCCGAAAAACAUGCACCCGGAAUACCACGAUGCACGUCGCCGAGACCGCUGCAAGCAUCUUCACGAACGAUACCAUCAGGAUCUCGGUGCAGUUUAUACGGAUGCGGCCGACCAUGCCACGAAUCCGGCAAUGACGAUGGUCGUCACGAACUCCCAGGGGGUACUUCUCAGCGGUGGAUCCAUUGCCACCACCAGUACUGAAGAUGCGGAAGAGACAGCCAUAGCUCUAGCCCUCACGCUACCUAACGCUACCACCAUCAUUUCGGACUCCAAGCGCGCAGUUCAAAAUUACGCCCGGGGCCGCAUAUCGAGGUUCGCGGCCAGGAUCCUCCGAGACAUCGUCCCUACUGACACGGUCAGCAUUGUCUGGGCACCCGCCCACUCCUCUCUCCCAGGCAACGACUUUGCCCACAACACCGCCCGAGAACUUGCCUACCGGGCACCGGGAGAUAGGGAAAGUGGUUUGACCCUCCACAAGGAUGUACUGACCACGUAUCAGGAAAUUACGCAGGCAUACCGUCUCGCUCGCGAACGAUACCCCGCCGGCCACAAAUCCUUAAGCAAGGCCCAGGAACAUACCUGGCGCCGAUUGCAGACAAACACAUAUCCUCAUCCCACAAUAUAUUCGCACAUUUAUCCCGAUAGGUACACGGGCAUAUGCAAAUUCUGUCCUCAGCCAGCCAACCUCACCCACAUGAUGUGGGGGUGCCCCAACCUCCCGAAGAGAUAUGGAAACGUCGAAACUAUGGAGCAGUGGGACGCAAUGAUGUGUAGCUCAGAUCCGGUCGUUCAAGCGGCGGCCUGUGAAUGGGCUGCGGGUAUACAAGGAUUCUACUCCCAUGCAGACGGCUGCAGUGACCAAAUGGUUCAUGACUUCUAUUUUGUGAACUGUAUCUGCUGCCUCUUCAAGGAGUUGGAUGUAUGA